Messenger RNA from Yamadazyma jaroonii, 2322 nucleotides. NCBI's taxonomy places the organism in Eukaryota, Fungi, Ascomycota, Pichiomycetes, Serinales, Debaryomycetaceae. The record is from the annotation of a GenBank genome assembly.
AUGGGAUAUACGAUUAAACAAAAAAUUGAAAUAUGUUUAAAGUCAGAGAAUAAUCCCAAAAUGACACAAAGUGAUCUAGCUAAAUGGGCUCAACAGCAGUAUAAAUCUGAUAAACAACCUUCACAAACAACUAUAUCGAGGAUAUUGAGUAAUAAGAAUGAUUUAAUAGCAUCUAAAGAAGCAGAUUUCCAAUUAGUUAGAAGGCGGAAGAAAUUGAAUCCUAUAUUAAGACAGAUCUUGACUGAAUGGGUAACACAAUCAAUUUGGGAGAAAUUACCUAUUACAACCCCCAUAAUCCAAAGCACAGCCAAUUCUAUUUGGACACGAUUACCUUUGGAGGUGAAAGAUGGUAAUGGGAUCUUUAAUCAGAAAUGGUGUAAUCAAUUCAUGAAGAAACUCAAUGUCAACUUGGCGGGCAGUGAAGAAGAUAUUAAUGAUAAUUUUGGUUACAAAUUGAAUAAAAUAUGGCAAUUAGAUGAAAAGCUUGAUCUUAAAACUUAUCUCAAGAAGAUUAUCAGUAAGAAUGAAUACAAACCUCAAGAUAUAUUCACAAUUGAUGAAUUCCAGAUAUUCUAUUCAUUACCAUUAGAUCAGAUAUUUGAUAUCAAUUCCAUUGAUAAGGGAUUGAAACAAUCCUCAUCAUCAACAGAAAAUUCCUUAACAGUUAUGUUGGGUACUAACAUCGACGGGUCGGAAAAGUUAACUCCUUUAAUUGUAGGUAAACAUGAUAAACUUGAUGUGAGUCAAAGUUCUUUCCAAUCUUUGAAAAAUAAUCACCAUAAUGAACAUAUAAUGAACAAAUUAACAGAAACUUAUAGAAUCUUCUAUAAAUCCAAUAUCAAUAAAUGGAUAACUUCCACCAUGUUCCAAAAUUAUCUCUUAACAUUAGAUCAUAAAUUAUCUAAUGGUAAGAAACGAAAGAUUUUAAUCAUCUUAGAUGAUAGUUCAAGUCAUAGGAUAUUGAAUUUGAAGUUUGAAAACAUCAAAUUGGUAUAUUUGAAGAAUAAUACCAGUCACAAAUCACCUUUUAAUUCCCUUUAUAAUGGAGUCAAUUUUGAUUACUUACCUAUGAAUUUUGGGAUCGUACAAGAGUUUAAGAUCUUAUACCGUUUACAACAAUAUCUAGAAAUGAUUAAAAUCCAAAGGAACCUUAAAUCUGAUAAACCUUUGAAUAAUCUACAAAUGAAUAAUUCUUCUACUGAUGUGUUGUCGGAAUCAGAUUAUAAUAUUCCUAUAAUCAAAGCCAUUGAAUGGAUAAGAAGGUCAUGGGAUGCUGUUUUACCAGAAAAGAUUCUUUCUUCUUGGAAAAGAACUCACCUUAUUAAUAUAAGCCAAUCCUGGCCCCAAGACGGCGUAGAUCUCAUGAUCCAAAACCUAACCAAAAUUGACCUUGAUUCCAAUUAUAAGAAAUUAUCUCAAGUUAUAGGAUACUUAAAUGUUGUAUUACCAUGGCAAGUAGAUGAUUUAUUAGGCUUAGUCAAUGAAAGAACUAAAGCAACGUUAAAUUAUAUUUCUAUUGAAGAGAUCGUUACCAGUUGUCUUUCAGAAUCUCAAAUUGAUUCUGAUAACGAUUAUCAAGUCAGUCAACUUGAUAAUUUCUUUAAUAUCAACUUAAACUCCAUGAAUGUAUUGGAGAACAAUUUCAAUGGGAACUAUAAUAAUUUUAAUGAAUUUAAUGAUAAUUUUAAUAAUGAUUUCAAUGAAAAUGUAAAUGUGAAUGAGAAUGUUAAUGUAAAUGUUAAUGGCAAUGGUGGUGAUGUUAACGUACCUAAAAGAAUGAACCCAGACCUUGAUACGAUGUCUAUUAGUGCCUUAUUAGCAGCAGCAGAUGAGAUGAAGGAAGAAUUACCUAGCCAAUUACCUAAUCAAGUACCUCAUUUACAAAGUAAUCAAAAUCAACCUGUGAUUCCAAUUCCAUCCAUAAAUGAUCAAAUGCCAUCAAAUCAAAUUUUAAACAACCAGUUACCAACAAUUCCUGAACUAAAUCAAACCCAGACCUUGAAAAGAAAAUUAUCUUCGGUAUCUAAUGAACCUUCAAAGAAAUAUAGUAGCCCUAUAAAUGAUUCAUUACCUUCAUCAUCAACACCAUCUCCUUAUAAUGGGACCAUUCCAUUGUUCAGUAAGAAAUUGUAUUCCGGGAUAACCUUCAAAUCUUCAAGUUCAGGUAAUUUAACAACUGUUGGAGAUAGAGAUUUGAUAAAGUAUUUAAGUAGAGUUGUAGAAGCUGCAAAUUUGGAUCAAGUGAAGUUCAGUGAUCAAACAAUCAAUGAGUUGAAAUUGAAUCUUACUACUAUUAAAAAUAGGUACGAUAAACGAGAUUGA